AUGGCAAAAGCUGAACUAAAAAAUAAAAAAUCAAUAAGUAUUUUCCAUGGCAAAGGUGUUAAGUCAUCCAUUUCUCAAACUUUUAGUAGAUGGAGAUCGACAUUUAAAAAGAUUACCCAAGAAACUUUGAAUUCUCUCGAUAAUGGAUCUAUGAAUGAUGAUAAGGUAGAAGCACUGUUUCAAGCAGAUGAUUCAAGUGUCUCUACUUCGGAUCCUAACUCCGAGGGAACCAGUUACGCUUCUAAUUCGAUGCCACCAAAUCUAGGUGCCGCUGUUGAAAUGAGAUUGACUGAUGAAACUGAAUCUUUUGAAUGUUCUGACUCUUCUAGUGAUGAAGAUGAUAGUGAUUCAAAUAUCGAAACUUUUUCGAAUUACAAUGCUACAGAAAAAUGCAAAGAACUGCGACACGAACUUGGAGAGCCGUUCUGUAGUGCUGAUAUCAUUUGGAAAAGAAGAAGAGAGCUUUGGACUGAAAUCAAUGAAACGAACAAUGACAUUUCAGGCUCUGAAAAAAGGAAACAAACUUUUGAAAAAAUCCCUGCUGAUUACUACCCUCGUGUUUACAAAAAAUUAGUUAUAGAUGAUAAACCUUUGAAAGAUCCGUUAAAUCUAGAAGAUGCGAUUCAAGUAAUUAAUUCUGGUUGGACUGAGACUAAAAAAUGGGCUACUGCAGCAAACGGGUUGGGUUAA
Vanderwaltozyma polyspora DSM 70294 is the source of this 690-nucleotide messenger RNA. It is a transcript of the gene GAG1, whose product is annotated as Gag1p. The transcript has a single exon. NCBI's taxonomy places the organism in Eukaryota, Fungi, Ascomycota, Saccharomycetes, Saccharomycetales, Saccharomycetaceae. The record is from RefSeq and is a predicted model, not a curated record. Bases 1 to 690 code for a protein of 229 amino acids.